AAAUAGGGGGCCAGGAAGCUGCAGUUAAUUUUUUUCGGGAGGAGUAAGUAGCGACCAGGAACUGUGGGCUGUGUUUGGGAAAUCAGGACUGUAGGGCAGUAUGAAAGCUGUAUAGGGGAAAGAACAUGCAGGUACCCUAGCAACCGAAGUGUGCGGCUGACAGAAGGGGGGCAGGUAAUCCAAGUAAGUGCUGCACAACCGCCCCCCUUAAGACCUAAAACCCGCUGGACACGGAGAUUGUCCCUCAGUCCUUCCCUGAUGGCGACCCUGGAUGCUGGAUGUUUUAUAUCUGACACCUAGGGAUGAGAUGGAAUCCCCGGCUUGGGAUCCAACCAAAAACGACUCUUUGCCACCCACUUUGACCCCCGCUGUUCCGCCGUAUGUGAAGCUGGGGCUAACCACUGUGUACACCAUCUUUUACCUGCUGCUUUUUGCCUUCGUAUAUGUGCAGCUAUGGCUGGUCCUGCACUACAAGCACAAAAGGUUCAGCUAUCAGACUGUCUUCCUCUUCCUUUGCCUGCUGUGGGCGUCCCUCCGGGCCGUGCUUUUCUCCUUUUAUUUCAGGAACUUUGUGGAGGCCAACAGGCUGGGAGCUUUCACUUUUUGGCUCCUAUAUUGUUUCCCGGUUUGUCUGCAGUUCUUCACCCUGACCCUGAUGAAUCUCUACUUUGCCAGGGUCAUAUACAAAGCCAAAUCUAAAUAUUCACCAGAACUGAUCAAAUACAGAUUACCUCUGUAUUUGGUCUUUCUCUUCAUCAGUCUUCUCUUCUUAGUGGUGAACCUGACUUGUGCAAUUUUGGUGAAGACAGACUAUACAGAGACAAAAGUCAUUGUAUCCAUAAGAGUUGCUAUCAAUGACACGCUGUUUGUGCUGUGUGCAGUAUCCCUUUCAGUAUGUCUUUACAAGAUAUCAAAAAUGUCACUUGCUGGUGUUUACCUGGAGUCAAAGGGAUCAUCUGUAUGUCAAGUUACUUGUAUUGGAGUGACUGUGAUAUUACUUUACACAUCAAGGGCAUGUUACAACUUGGUUGUCCUCUCCUUAUCAGACUCUCGCUACAGUUCAUUUGAUUAUGACUGGUACAAUGUAUCAGAUCAGGCAGAUUUGAAGUGCAAGUUGGGAGAUGCUGGAUACAUUGUCUUUGGCAUAAUUCUGUUUGUUUGGGAGCUGUUUCCAACAAGUCUGGUAGUAUAUUUCUUCCGUGUUCGAAAUUCUGCACAAGAUAUGACAAACCCAGGAAUGGUCCCUAGUCACGGAUUUAAUCCCAGAUCUUAUUUUUUUGAUAAUCCUCGAAGAUAUGAUAGUGACGAUGAUCUGGCUUGGAAUAUUACACCACAAAGUCUGCAGGGAGGCUUCGGUCCAGAUUAUUUUGACUGGGGAAAUAGAAAUAGCUUUGGAUCCCAAACUGGAUCGCUUCAGAGAGAUUCCACAUAAGUCAAAGAAAUUAUGUCUGUCUUAAAUUGAUUUUUUAUUAUGUUUAAUUUUCAAGGGUUCUCCAGUUCACCCCCAAUGAAAGUGAAACCCUUUGAGUUCAUUUUUUAUGUUACAACAAAGACAUUUUAAUUUCUUUUAACAUUGGGACCAUUCAGCUUGCACAUAAGAAUUUGUAGAGAAUGUUAGUCAUUCAGUUUGUAUUUAUUUUUUUUUCCUUUAAAUAGAUUUUACUGUUUCACAUUUGGUCAGUAUCAGGAACAUAACGCAUAUGCAACAAUUUUAGUAAAAUAAGGUAAGGCUAAUACUAAAAGACACAAUGUAACAGGAAAGUAUUGCUAAACUCCUAAUGUAUAAAACAAUUAUAUGUUUAGAAAAAAAUUGCACAUUAUUUUUUCUGAAACGAUGGUUGCUAAGUGCAAUAUAAUGUUUACUUACAGAGACUUGCAUUAAUUAAUAUGUUUGCAAAUGUUGGAGAUUAAUAAGUGAUACAUUAUCAUGUUUUAUUCUUGCAUCCAAUGAAAUGAGUUUUAAAUAAAUUAAUGUUUAUUAAUAAACUACAGUUUUCUACUGGAA
Messenger RNA from Xenopus tropicalis (tropical clawed frog), 2005 nucleotides. It is a transcript of the gene gpr137b, whose product is annotated as G protein-coupled receptor 137B. Gene Ontology annotation, cellular component: lysosomal membrane. The record is from RefSeq and is marked validated. Lineage: Eukaryota; Metazoa; Chordata; Amphibia; Anura; Pipidae.